GAAGCCUCGCUUGAGACAAGAUCCUGUGGACAAUGAGACCACUGACUAUGUGCUGGCGACAAGGACGGGAUUGAAGAUGAAGGGAGCCAUGACGACAUUCUGUCCCCUCGAGGGCCCGUUAUCCUCAAUCAAGAUGCUGUUCUACUUAUCCUGCCUCGUUCUCAGUAUUCUAUUGGCAGUGACGUCAUCAGAGGAGGUCAUCAUCAACACCAAAUUUGGUCGAAUCGCUGGACUCAGGGAAUCAGAAAAUUACGGAUUAAAAGAAGUGACAGAUUCUGUGGAUAUAUAUCUUGGAGUGCCGUAUGCCAAACCACCGGUUGGCGAGCUCAGGUUUGAGGACCCACAGCCUGUAGAAGCCUGGCAGGGAAUAAAAAACGCUACCUCCUACCCACCCCGCUGUCCACAGAGACCCUGCACGGACAGUCCCUGCACGGGCAAUGAAGUGAUGAGUGAAGACUGUCUCUACCUCAAUAUAUACUCGCCAUAUGAGCCUACUCGCCCCAGUGUCAGCUAUCCUGUGAUGGUGUACAUCCAUGGCGGGUCCUAUGCAGCUGGCUCUGCUAACGAUUAUGACGGACGGGUGUUAGCACAAUACGGAGUUGUAGUUAUAACGAUGAAUUAUCGCCUUGGUGUUUUAGGUUUUCUAACAACUGGAGACAGUGAUCUGCCUGGCCAGUGGGGCAUGUACGACCAAAUCCAUGCCUUGAAGUGGGUCAAGUCAAACGUCCACUACUUCCGCGGCAAUCCGAACGAGGUGACAAUAUUUGGGAACAGCGCUGGCGGAUCGAGCGUCGGCAUACACAUUUUGUCUCCAGACUCGAAGGGUCUUUUCGAGAGGGCAGUCGUCCAAAGUGGCGCACCUAAUUCGUUCUGGGCGGUGCACGCGGAGAGCGCUGAUCUGAGGAACUAUAUGGAAAAGUCCGCCAAGAUCAUGGGAUGUGGAAGCAGUCAGAUUCUCAAAAGCAUUGAAUGUCUUAAGAACCUCAAAUGGCAACGUAUUGUGCACCCAAGGGUAAUGCUACCACGCAUCACACCAUCCGCAACUGAUCUGAAGCCUUACAUUGAUGGGAAGCUAUUACCAACCAGUAUUACCACUAUACUACGCGAUGGCCCCGUCAACAACGUACCCAUCCUGACAGGAACCACCAGGGACGAAUGGGCUAGAAACCUGGGCUGGUUCAUAGAUCCCCUGCUUCAGAGCGAUCAUUCUUUAGAUAACGAUUUUGACGACGGUUUUGACCGACCCACUUUCCUAAAAGCUCUGGAAUACGUUACAACAGAACGAUUCGGCUGGCCAAGGAAUCUUGUUGAGAUAUUCCAGUAUGAAUACACUGACUGGACCAGGCCAAAUGACCCCGUGACCAACAGGGAAGAGUAUAUUCAGUUUUUCACCGACGUGUCCAUGGUAGCUCCAACUGUUGACAUGGCCCAACAACUGGCACGACGCAAUGUACCCAUCUACAUGUACACAUUCAACCACGCCCACCAGAUGUACCAACAGAUGAAAAAUGUCAAGCAGAAGCCAAUGGGAAGCUGGGUCGAGAAUUCAAGUUAUCACGAGAUCGAGCUGAACUUUGUGUUCGGGGCACCAUUUACGGGAAAGACGGUCUGGUAUGGUGGGAAUUUCACCAAGGAUGACAAGGAAGUCAGCAAGAUUGUCAUGAAACUCUGGAGUAAUUUUGCAAAGCACGGGCAACCGACACCCUCAAGGUCUGACAGCCACGGGAUCUACUGGGACAAGUUCGACCCGCAGUCGACGGACUACCUCCACAUCGGGACCAAGGAAUGCAGCAUGAAGAAGAACCUGCGGCCGCAUCGGGUAGCGCUCUGGAACGAACUGGUGCCAGAACUAACGAAAAUCUUUGAGGAAGCGGAAUCAUUUAAAAAUCGCCGGACGUUUGAGGUGGAGAUGUGGGUGUUUAUUGGUGUGUCUCUUGUGCUUGGUGUGGCUGUGGUGGUUUUACUCACCAUGGUCUGUAGGGUUAAGCGACUAAAUGAGGAGUAUAAAUGGAAUAGCACCAAGUCAGUUCAGGUGUGAUGGAAUAUGAACAACCUGCUGUAUCCUAGUAACAUUAUCUUGGCAUUGGAAUGUCCAAUUCUCAAAUACGUCCCAAACGCAGCAAUGGCCAUUUCCUUUGAAGUUGGUCUUCGUAAUAUCUAUGUGAACGCAAGAAAUUCAGUUUUGCUGGCAUUAGCGUAUGCAGCCUUUCACAACAUUGAAGGCACGGACAUGUCUUGGCGUGAGAAUCAAAGGAGCUUAUGAACACCUCCACCGUACCUAUCAUCGCAGCAACGACAGAAGACCCAAAGUAGUUUCUCAGAAAGAUUGCUCCAUGAAGCCUUUGCACUGCCAACAUAUGUGUGGGGACACUAUCUAUGUACAUAAGACAGUAUUCGCUCGGGGUAUAGCGACAUGCCCAAUGGGAGUUGAACGCCACAAACAUUAUACGUGGAUUCACGUCUUACACCAAACAGUGGUCAGAUUUGAAUUUUCUUUCUGGCAUGUAAAUACACCGUGCACGUGCAUGCUAUGUACAUCAAGUGUUGUACAUAUCGUCGGAGGACAUUACCACCUUCCGACACCGUCGAUAUCAAAGUAGAUAGUUGGUAGAGAAAGAUGCAUAAUGUCAAUCAUCCCUCUGAACAUUCAUCAAACAUUCUGAAAUGAUGUAAUAUUAUCAUUCAAACGACAUAGCUUUGGUUACGGAUGUUGUUGAGCUUGUUUCAUCACACCCAAAGUGAUCUGACGUCGUGAAGGCACGCCAGGUUACAUUUCCCAAUCGGGCUGAAGGGGCGGAGUACUAGAGAGGACGUUCGACAGUGGAGUGGUGGUCGCCGGGCUAUUGCUGAUUAAUGUCCCGUUUGAAAGAAGAGAACACCCAACCACCCUUUCUCCUCAGCCUGGCUCGGGCAUCCGGUGAUAGUUGAGACAACCUCUUGUUGUGAUUUUAUACUCAGUUGAUGUCAAUGAGUGUUUUGAAACGCUUCCCUAUAAUAGUAUAGGUUGGGCCGCUGCGUUUCUGCCGGUGGAUCCCUGGCCGUUUUCAAACAGAAGCCUGCUUGCAAAUGGCAAAGGAUCAACUUCCAAGUAGCAGCCCAAAAUUUUUGAUUAACAUAAUGGUGUUGUAUUCAUAUAUCAGGUGUCGUGAAAUACAGAUCGUGUUCGAUUGAAAUAAACGACAUUCUAAAACGGCAAAUGCAAGAUCGUGACGUCGUUACAUAUAAAUGUAACAUGCUGUCUUUGAAGGUUCACACGACGGUAUCAAAUGUGCAUAUACCGGUAUUGAAAGUAGGCCCCCUAUCAAGUGAUAUGUCGCUGCACCAAAAACUGAUAUUUUGUCAAAAAAGCCUAAACUUUUGCCUAUCACUUCUUGUCUUUGCCGUUUCAGAAUAAAAUAUUUACUGAAA
Lineus longissimus is the source of this 3408-nucleotide messenger RNA. Its product is annotated as neuroligin-4, Y-linked-like. Bases 77 to 2038 code for a protein of 653 amino acids. The record is from RefSeq and is a predicted model, not a curated record. Lineage: Eukaryota; Metazoa; Nemertea; Pilidiophora; Heteronemertea; Lineidae. The transcript is spliced from 12 exons.